Molecule: messenger RNA, 2295 nt
Organism: Pseudozyma hubeiensis SY62
Lineage: Eukaryota; Fungi; Basidiomycota; Ustilaginomycetes; Ustilaginales; Ustilaginaceae
Exons: 1
Coding region: 1-2295 (764 amino acids)
Biological process (GO): regulation of transcription by RNA polymerase II
Cellular component (GO): NuA4 histone acetyltransferase complex; nucleus
Source: RefSeq, a predicted model, not a curated record
AUGACGGUAGAUGCGGCGCGGGCCUCCUCAUCCGGAGCGACACUCCCUACCGACGAUGAUGUGCAGAUCGCCUUCCUGCGUUCCAUCGCGCUUCAUCGACCAGUGGGCCCACACAAGCACUUUAAGAUGCUUCCCAUCAUCGCAGACACACAAAAAGCGCUCGAUACCCGUUACGAGCGUCUAUCGGCCAGGCUUGAGAAAUUGGGCUCCGCAGCACCACCCAGCAACGCGCCUGAAAGGAAAGCCAAGCCAUCAACCUCCACCGGCGCUCCAGCCAGCAGCUCGCGCAUUCGACGUGGAGCAGCUCCAGGUCUUGGUCAUACACGCAAAGGCUCACGCUCGCGCUCCACCAGCGUUGCCAGCUCAGGUCCAAUGGAAGAUGACGCCGACCGAACCGAUGACGACGCAGAGCAGAAAGAGGAGGAGGAGCGAGAACGACAGCAAGAGACUGAAGAGACGCGACUCGCCAUAGCAGAGCUUGGCCUCGAUCGCGUCGUGAGCUCCAAAAUGAUCUGGAACGAGCUGCACGACCUUUUCGACCUCGAGGCGCUCGACGAGAUGGAGGAAGGCGCCAUCUUUGACUCUUCCAGCCAAGCGGGUACCAGCACGGAUGCAGGCGACUCGAGCAAUUCCGAUACCACACCACGCUCCUCACCGACCGCCUCCAAACGCAAACCGAACACUCUCAGCGCAGAGAGCAAGCCUGGCUCGCUCUCCGCUGAUGUGCUGUCUAGAUGCGUGUUCGAACAUCCUGGCUCUCCCGACUUCCAUGCAGACGGGGCGCGUAAGCCCAGAUCGAGCUCAAAUUCUCAAAAUUGGAUCUACGGCGACGACAUUCGAGGCACUGGGGAUGGCAUGUCCAAGCGUGAUUUCUACCUGUGGCCAUGGGAGGACUUUGAAUCUUUGAUCGCGGAGCGCCGCGUCGCCAAAAGCGGAGAAGAAGAGAAGGAUUCUGCGAUCGAUCGUAAAGUCUCUGCUGCAUCAGAAGUCUCGACUUCGGAAAAGAAGACCAAGCGCCCAGCCUCUCCCGUCGCCGAUGCCAAAGCUGAAGCAGAGGACGAAAAAGACGACGGCGACGACGCGCAAGAAGAGGAAGAUCUUUCGGACCCCGACUCAGAUGCGGAUCUUUCCAAAGAUUCAACUCCCAAGCGACGCUCUACUCGCCGCGGACAAGAUUCAGCGGUUGAAAGCAGGGGCAAGUCCAAGCGCGGCGAGGCACGCGACACAACUGAAGUGCAAAGCGAAGACGAGCAAGCCGGCAAAGACGCUGCUGACGACGACGACAGCGAGUCUGUCGAGGAGAGUGAUCGCAACGAGCGGGUCCUUACUCGCAGAGGUAGUCGCCAUGCACCUACACCGCUCAGCCGCGCAUCGCGCCAGACUCCCGCCGGUCGCAAGAGCACUUCCGGCAACGUGACGCCCACUCGUUCAACGCGUCGCAGUCGUCGAGCAGGCAACGACGAUGUCUCGGGCGACGAAUCAGCCGGAGAGGAGAAAGUGGAUGCUAGCGACAAGGACCAAGAAGACGACGAGGAAGAGGCUACACAAAGCGAGACGGAAAGCGUCGCUCGUCGUCGGUCUAGCAAAGCGCAAGCACCAGCCUCGGCACGAAAGUCGACCAAGAAACGAGGUGCACCCUCGAGCGACGAAGAGGAUGCAGACGCACGACCUUCCGUACGUCGCCGCAGCAGUCGCAGGGCGUCUAAGUCGGACGACGUCGAGCCAGCUGAAGAAGAGAUUCAGGACGAGGAGAUGGCGGAUGCCAAAGAAGAGCAAAGCGAGGCAGGCAGCGAAGCCGGAGAUGCGAGUGGAUCAGAGCGGGCAGAAGGGGAAGCUGACGAGCAAGAAGAAGGGACGGACAACCAAGAGGACGGCGACGAGGAAGCCGCGUCUGACGAAGCGUCCAACGAGGGCGGAUCGGAUGAGGAAGACGACGAUGAGGCUGGAACCGACAGCGAUUCCACCCCCGGGCGUCGAGGUCAACGAUCUAGCAAAGGUGCCGCUGGUUCUUCUGGUCGACGCAGUACCGGCGGUGGAAAGGCGAGUCGCUCUACGCGCGCCUCCGUCGUCUCGCGCUCCAGCGCAGCCAAAGAUCCGGCACCUUCGACGCCAGCCAAGCAGACUCGAUCGAGUCGAUCAUCGGCCACCCCUGUCGGCUCGACCUCGCGAAGAGGAAGUGGCGACAAGCAAACGACCUCGACGCCGAUUCCUCGCACACCCGCCUCAGCAAGAGCCGCAACGAGAAGCUCGGCGUCCGUGGAUGCUCGCAGCACUCGACGAACGCCUCGACGCUAG